GCUGUUUCGUUUCAUUUUUAUAUUCUUUCAUCUUUUUUCGUGUUGAGGUUUUUUUUUUUUGAUCGUUCGUUCGUUGUGGAGUCGCAAAGAUCAUGAACGGCAUCAUCGUCCUAUGCCACUUUUGCGAGCUCCACGGCCCCAGCGUGCUGUUCUGCACUCAGGCCUUCCAUAGCAAUCACGAUCCGCUCGAGGCAUUCACCACCACGAGCGGCGCUGGAGGAGCAGCAGUGUCGCAGAGCCACGCUGGUGGUGCAAAUGGCACAGGACUGAACAAUGGCAAGGAUCUGGACACGGCGAGCUACUACGAUAGCGAGUUUGGCGGCCGCGGUGGCUAUCUCCCGCCACUGAGCGAGUCGUCGCGGGACAUGAGCCGCACUGCGUCCCACUCGACCACCACAACAACCUCCAACGCAUCGUCAUUGGACGUGCCAUCAUCGAUUUCUUCUUCUUCUUCUUCUGCCGUUGCCGCGGCAGCAACCGCCGCUGCUGGUGGCAUGCACACGCCCAGCCCCAAUCGACGACGUAUCGGCCAUCUCGCUGCUGCCAGCCCUGGCUCGCCAGCAGCCAGCAACUCGACCUGCUCGUCCUGCCGCUCUCUUCCGGACGACAUGCCCGGGUUUAUCACAAACGAUCACACCACUCGGAUUAGCUACAUUUCCAGUCAGUACCCGGAUCAUCCUUCGCUCUACAGUCAUGUGCGUCAAGCCUGUGUUCGCAGUCUAAGUUGCGAGGUUUGCCCUGGCCGGGAAGGCGCUGUUAUCUUUGGAGACGACAAGUCUGGCUAUGUGUUUAGUUAUACCUUUUUUGUGCGAGAUGCACAGGCGCGCGGCUUUCAACGGUGGUACAGCAUCAUUUCGUUGAUGACCGAUCGCAUUUAUCUUGUUAAUUCGUGGCACUUUCUCGUGUCCUCUUCACGAGAGCUAAUCUCAGACCUCCAAAAGCGUGCCAAUCAUCGAUUCGAGGCGGAUCAGGCCAAGAAAACCGCCGAAGCUCGCUUUGCCAGCCCCGGAGUUGGCUCUGGAUUUGGUAUGACUCCAGACCAGUUUCGAAGACGACGUGGUGGCCACCAGGCUCUUCGCUCCUUGCAAGACUUGAGCGGCGACGAGAGGCUCUUUUCAACCGUUCACACCGCGUUUGCGUGGACAUUGAAGGCCUGUGGCGAACGAAUGUUUGAACGUCAAAUAGAAGGGCCGCCAUUGAUUGCUUCAGGUCAUCCGGCGGACCUUACCAACCAAUAUGAGAUGAUUGACCGUGCGGGCACAUUACGCUUUGCGACACUUUCCGAGCUCAUCCAAGUGAUAGGCAUCGAGGUCUUUACUCUGUUGUUAUUUAAUGUGGUAAUUGGCAACCAACUUGUCGUUCGUGGACCCGACCCGACAAUGGUGGCAUCGUGUUUGCGACUCGUACAGGACUUGAUUCCUAUCGGGUGUUGCAAUGUCGACUAUCGCUCCACGGUCUACAAGGACAGCUGGCAGUGCAAUCUCCUCGGCCUGACUGCGACUGCUGAAGUACCGCCUCAUGUGGACACACACUCGUAUGUUCUACUGGACAUGACGUGUGAAGAGCGACCUCCCGUCACCACUGAAGUGGCUGACGGACAUCAACAUGCAAACGGAGCCACACGUCCUGUGACUGCGAGUUUUAGCGACCAAAGCAAUGGCAGUCACAGCGUCGACAUGGCGACCGCCGAAUUUCAGCUGCUUUCUCACGGGAGAUCCUCCCCUCCAAACUUUUUGAGCGAUAGUCAAGCCAGUAUGCGCGGAAUGCAUAGUGUCGCCGACAGUCUCGCCACGUCGCAAAUGCACGAACCAAAUGGCGCAAACCCGCCCGGCUCGACGGAGGAGACGCUCCUGCGAGCUGCCCGUGCUAAAAUUUCGUCCGUCCCAUCGGUGCACGUGAGCGACAUGUCCAGCAACAGCACCCACCCCACCAGUCAAGGCUCUGCGUAUUUGCCACCACCACCAGCCAUCCCUUCCUCCGCUUCGGCAGAGACCGCCGAGCACGCACGUCGUCUCUCGACCGAUUCUUUCUCCAUUUUGCGCUUUGCGGCGUAUGCCUUUUCCGUGACGGCAUCCAAUCAGUCCGAGGCCGAGACGGGCAACUCGUUCACCAAAAAAGUACUGGCCAUCCUCCUUGGCACAAUGUACACUGACGCUGUCAAGCACGAGUUUGUGGUGACUCUCAAGGAAGAGUGGAUGCAGUGAGUGCUACUUUUGCGAAGUGUUUUGUUCGCCAAAGCGGUUUCCGUCCCGCCCAUUUGCCUGUCGUUUUUGAAUGUUGCAUGUUUCGCGCCUCACUGCUUGAUACUGACCAAUCCCAUUCCGUUGCUCGUACCUUUCGUCCACAACCAACAGCAAAGCCAAACUCUUCUUCAAGUUCUCGAAAGAAAACGCGCGCAAAGACGGCUACAAUCAGCGGUUGAACCGUCUACUCAAAGCCCUCGACAUCAAGGAUGAUGAUUUGCCAGUUCUGCGAUUUUGGACUACCGGAUUGAGCAAGAAGCAUCGCACCAAGCUGCUCCUGGCCACGCAAUAACGUUCUAUUGAUUGAAAGCAUUUUUUAAAACCCAAAAUAUCAUGGUCAC
This is a messenger RNA of Capsaspora owczarzaki ATCC 30864, 2584 nucleotides long. RefSeq lists its product as hypothetical. The record is from RefSeq and is a predicted model, not a curated record. Gene Ontology annotation, molecular function: GTPase activator activity. The coding region runs from base 93 to 2204 and encodes 703 amino acids. The transcript is spliced from 8 exons. Gene Ontology annotation, biological process: positive regulation of GTPase activity; negative regulation of transcription by RNA polymerase II; positive regulation of transforming growth factor beta receptor signaling pathway. Lineage: Eukaryota; Filasterea; Ministeriida; Capsasporidae. Gene Ontology annotation, cellular component: cytosol.